Messenger RNA from Daphnia pulex (common water flea), 1146 nucleotides. RefSeq names its product C-1-tetrahydrofolate synthase, cytoplasmic-like. Gene Ontology annotation, cellular component: cytosol. Gene Ontology annotation, biological process: tetrahydrofolate interconversion. The transcript is spliced from 7 exons. NCBI's taxonomy places the organism in Eukaryota, Metazoa, Arthropoda, Branchiopoda, Diplostraca, Daphniidae. The record is from RefSeq and is a predicted model, not a curated record. The coding region runs from base 120 to 1133 and encodes 337 amino acids. Gene Ontology annotation, molecular function: methenyltetrahydrofolate cyclohydrolase activity; methylenetetrahydrofolate dehydrogenase (NADP+) activity.
AAAAAUCUGCCAAAUUAAUAAAAAGAAAACACAGUUGAAAUUAGUUUUUUCUCACUUAUUUAACAUUUAACUCACCUUGUUAAAUACCCAAAUAUCUCCAUUACUGAAAAUUACUGAAAAUGGCUUUAACAGGAUUUCUCGUGCGUGGACUUCAUUGCUAUAGAAAGAAUAGUUGUCUUAAGACGAAUUCUGUUUGUUUCCUUCAAACAUUUUCACCAAUUUUCCAAUUAGAAGAAUAUGGAAAAUUAUUAUCUGGCUCAGACAUAGCUGAGAAAAUCCAAACAAGCUUAUGUGACCAAGUUCAGAAAUUUAAAUUGCACCAUUCCUGCUUUACUCCACAGUUAGCAAUUGUUCAAGUGGGUGCUCGAAAAGAUUCAAAUACUUAUAUAAGAAUGAAAAUGAAAGCAGCUGAAACAAUUGGGAUUAUAGCCACACAUUUUUGUCUUCCAUCAACUACAAAUCAAACUGAGCUUUUGAAGACCAUAUCUCACCUGAACUUGAACCCUAGUGUUCAUGGAAUAAUUGUGCAGAUGCCAUUGGAUUCUGCAAACAUGAUUGAUUCUACGCUCAUCACAGAUUCAGUUAUCCCAAACAAAGAUGUUGAUGGAUUAAAUACAAUAAACCAGGGAAAACUAGCUGUUGGUGAUUUGGCUUCUGGGUUUCUGCCUUGUACUCCCAAUGGCUGCAUAGAAUUAAUAAGAAGAACCGGGAUACUAAUAGAGGGAAGUAAGGCAGUUGUUGUUGGACGUAGUAAGAUAGUUGGAACUCCUACUGCCGAACUCUUAAAAUGGCAUAACGCAACCGUAACCAUUUGUCAUUCAAAAACCAAAAACUUGCCUGAAGUGAUUGCUGAUGCAGAUAUACUUGUGGUUGGAAUCGGACAGCCUAACAUGGUUAAAGGAGACUGGAUCAAACCAGGUGCAGUUGUGAUAGAUUGCGGUAUCAAUUCUUUACCAGAUACGAAGAGUUCGACGGGAUAUAGAUUAGUAGGGGAUGUGGAUUUCGAAAAAGCCAGAAAGAGAGCUAGCUGGAUUACUCCUGUUCCUGGUGGGGUUGGACCCAUGACCGUAACCAUGCUAAUGAAAAAUACCGUUUUAGCUGCAUUAAAAUCCACAUUAGGCAAUAAAGUGUAAUAUUGUGAGCUGA